Rodentolepis nana is the source of this 1461-nucleotide messenger RNA. NCBI's taxonomy places the organism in Eukaryota, Metazoa, Platyhelminthes, Cestoda, Cyclophyllidea, Hymenolepididae. The record is from the annotation of a GenBank genome assembly.
AUGACUAGGUUGUGUUAUUACUUUCUUCUCAUUAAGCUAGGUCUAGAGAAAAAAUGUCCUCCUACCUCCUCCUCCAACCAUCUGUCUUCCAAUUCCAUCUCCCCUUCACCUUCAAGUAAAGCGUCACCCUAUUCGGGUUCACAUCCUAUCUCCCGUACUCCGGUGACCCCUUCCUCAUCACCCUGGCGAGUAGCACAAAUGCUGGACAGUCCGCCUCCACCAGCUCUACCACCCCGUCGCGACUUUCCCACCAUGUCAUCAAAGCAAGUUACUUCGACUCCACCACCCCCGCCUCCGCCUCCACUCUUCGAGAAUGAGCUUAAUGAUGGGCGAAAGAGAGCCUCAACUCUCACACAAAGCAUACGGGCCUCCUUUAAUACUCUUAGUUGCAAAGGCAAGUGUCGGAAAUUCGCAUUCAUAGGCACAAAAAAACACACAAAAGUUGCGGUUACGAGCAGUCUACAUGACAAAUUCGAUCCGACGACUGAUAACGCCUGCCCUUCAGAUUGUCGCUUUGAUGUCGCAGAGACCAUAUCUAAAGAAACCGCUGAAAAUGAUCUCAACUGCCUUCUUCGACAAUUGGAGGAAGUGGAAAAUACGAUGAAACAAUUGGAAUUAGAUGAUGGAGACUUUACGAGGUCAAAGAGGGCCAGAAUACGAGAUGCAUUGUUGGCACGACUAAUACGCGACCGCAGAGAGCUUCGUCAACGAUUGCAAACUCUUGCAGAAACUGCACAGUCAAUUAUCGUUUCUUUCUCGCAAGAGAAUGGAGAUCUGAAACCUUCUAUGAUUGAAUUCGAAAAGGCGUUGACCACAUUUUUAUCCGACUUGGAUACCUCAUCAGGCAUUGAACUGGACACUCAGAAUCAUGACAGUGAGACCGAGAGCACAGAUACUGAUAUGGAAGACAGUGAACUCGGUCAUAAGGCAGGAAGAGCAACACGUGGUGAAAAACUUGCUGAAUCCGCUAGGACUCUUGACGCCCAAUUACGGGAAUAUGUCUCCGCUCGCUACAGUUUGGCCUCUUCCUCUACUACGGAUCCCAACACCGGUUGCAAUCCAAGUCCUGCUCCUGAUGCGCCCGAACAAUCCGUCUCCUCUCCCAUCCUCCCACCUCCACUCCCUCCUCUCCCCUCAAAUGGAUAUGGAAAUGGAAAUGGAUACAUGGGAUAUAGUAACGGAUAUACAAACCGACCAACAACAGCAGACAACCAGUAUUCUGUUGACAGGGUCACACUACGACCAGCAUUGCUUCCUCAAAAUCUCCCCACAUCCGCUAGACCCUCUUCCCCUUCGGAUUAUGAACUAGCUGAAGAGGCAUUAUUGCCUACUGAGCCCAAGUUUACUCACGUUGUGCCUCAUGACGCCGGUUUGAGUGGUGAUACGCGGUCGGUGAGUAAUCCUUGCCCUAAUUAUGUGUGUUUUAAUAAGAUAACUAAAGCUAAUUUGCAGUUGUAUUAA